AUGCUCCUCGAGAAGGCGAUACUCUGGGGAGCCAACACCGGCAUUGGGUUUGAAACAGCCAAUUCACUCGCAUCCCAGGGGUACGCCACGGUGCUGGCAUGCCGAGACAUCAAUAAAGGGCGGGCUGCGAGGGACAAGAUCAAGGCAGGGCUGCCUGGGGCAAAGGUGGAAGCAGUCUCGCUGGACCUGGCAGAUCUGUCAACCAUCCGCAGCUUUGCCACGAAGGCCUUGGAUGGAGGCAGGCCACUGGAUGUCCUUGUGAACAAUGCAGGCAUGCUCCUCGUACCCUGUGUCAUGGCGACACCUGAGCUGCGCACAAAGGAUGGGUUUGAGUUGCAGCUGGGGACCAACCACCUGGGCCACUUCCUGCUCACCACCAUGCUCCUUCCCCUGCUCACAGAUCCCUCCAGGCCGUCCAGGAUAGUGAAUGUGUCGUCGUCCGCCCACAUGUUUGGGCGCAUAAACUUUGAGGACCUGCAGAGCCGGCAGAAGUACCAGCCCUGGGUUGCAUAUGGCCAGUCCAAGCUGGCAAAUGUGCUCUUCACAUAUGAGCUGGCCAGGCGGCUGCCGCUGGAUGCAAAUGUGACAGUCAACGCACUUCACCCUGGUGUUGUGCAGACAGAGCUCCAAAGGUACCUUGUCCCAGACCCGGUGCCCUGGUGGCAGGUGCCUUUGCUAAAGGCAGCCAGUGUCUUUCUAAAGACUCCAGUACAGGGAGCAGCCACCAGUAUCUACCUAGCCUCCUCCCCUGAGGUGGAGGGUGUGAGCUCCAAGUACUGGGUUGACUGCCAGCCCAAGGCGUCCAGCAAGGCCUCCUAUGACACAGAUGUGGCGCGGAAGCUAUGGGAAGUCAGCCAGGAGCUGACCGCAGCUGCUGACAAUGGUGAAGUGCUGGCAGUUCCUGCUGCGCGACAGGCUUGAGCAUGGCUACAGAUUGAAUCAGAAAAGUAGAAAUGCAGUCAUCAAGGCAGAGCGUGCUCCAAAAGAUAGGCGAAUCUAGACUAGGAGAGGAUGCACACACAAAAGAAUGAAACAUAAUUCUCUGAUUUGUGGUGACAUUUGCCAUGCGUGGUCGCACAUGCCAUGCCAUCUUUGAUCAUUUUGCUGAAAGCAAUAUCAGCUGAAGAGUCUGUGCACUGCAGAUUUGCUCUCAACUUGCACUUCGAUACCUUAUAUCAGAAGUCUUGGUAUCUAGCUGAUCUGCGUCUUGGACUUAGCCGCUAGACAAGAGAGGUCUUUACAAACAGUCCUGAUGUGAGGGGCAUGGAAAUCAUCAAGGCUGGGGUACAAUGCAGUCACUGGACGGUCCAGCAAGGUGUUCUAUGACAGUGGUGCACCACGUGGCCAUUGGUCCUCUGGUUUGACACUCUGAUGCUCUGAUGGUAUUGCUUGCUUCAGUAUUCUGCUGUUUGGAAGGUAUCUAUGAUAAUAUGGAAUCUUUAGUCAAGGAUAUUCUUCCUGACGUAAGGCGCGUCCGUACAGUCGAGGUUCCCCAUCAACUUCUGCUGCAGUUGCCAGUGUGGUAACAACGUAAGCAGG
Coccomyxa subellipsoidea C-169 is the source of this 1539-nucleotide messenger RNA. RefSeq names its product NAD(P)-binding protein. The coding region runs from base 1 to 921 and encodes 306 amino acids. Lineage: Eukaryota; Viridiplantae; Chlorophyta; Trebouxiophyceae; Coccomyxaceae. The record is from RefSeq and is a predicted model, not a curated record. The transcript has 7 exons.